AUGAUGGAUCACCUCAAUCAGAUAGAGGGACUGCGUGGGCGUAUACAGGAUUACGACGCAGUUAUAGCACACCCGCAGGCGAUCCGCUACGUCGCCGAAUUUAUGCAACAAACAGGCCUCCUUCAACAAUUCCGAUUCGCUCAACUGGACGAGGACGACGAGGAGGAGGCUCCAGAACUUACCAACCUGCUAGAAGGGCUCGAACUAGGCGAGAAAGACGAUGGCUACAUGGAACUUUAG
This is a messenger RNA of Aspergillus affinis, 240 nucleotides long. RefSeq lists its product as uncharacterized. Lineage: Eukaryota; Fungi; Ascomycota; Eurotiomycetes; Eurotiales; Aspergillaceae. Bases 1 to 240 code for a protein of 79 amino acids. The record is from RefSeq and is a predicted model, not a curated record. The transcript has a single exon.